CAAGUGUCUUUUUUUCAAAAUAGAUGAAAGGAAACUGACAUGAAUGCCAAAUGUGUGAUAAAUAUACUUAACAAACACUUCAGGUUUUGAUUUGCUCCCUAGCAUGUACAAAGUACAAACCAUUACAUUGAUUUUCUGAUACAUGCAUAUGCUUUUUUCAAUGCUAUAGGUAUACAGGUUAGUUCUUAUACAAGCAAAGAGGUUGUAGUAUAGUCUAGUCAGCUUUCAGAUAUCUAGACUACAAAAUGGCAGCCGCUAAAUCAUUUAUUGAGGAAUAUACUGAACUGUUGAUGUGUCCUAUAUGUCUAGACACAGUGAAGACACCAAAGUCUCUAAAAUGCCUACAUUCAUUCUGCGAAGGAUGCUUAGAUGAAUGGAUUCAGGCUGAAAAGGACAGCAGAAAAAAGACCUAUCCAUGUCCAGUAUGUAAAUGUGAAGCAGGUAUUCCAAAUGGAGGUGCCACCUCAUAUAGGACUAACUUCACCAUGAAGUCAAUGGCUGAAGCCCUGGAGAGAACCAAGAAACAAUUAGGUAAAUCUAGCAUAAACUGUGACAUUUGUGCACAAGGUAAACAAAAUACAUGUGCUGUAGCUAGAUGUAUCGAAUGUGCUGAGUAUUUAUGUGACGCUUGUGACAAAUAUCACGGCAGAAUAAAAUUAUUGAAAUCUCACAAGCGUGUUAAAUUGACUGGAGAUCCUGAGUUAGACUCCAAGAUUGCAAUAGACAGUUUGGUUCAGAGAAAUAUUGAUUGUCCUGAGCACAACGACCAACCUUUAAAGUUCUACUGCAAGAAAGAUAAAACCAUUGUGUGCAGAGACUGCUGUAUUACUGAUCAUUCAGGACAUUCAUGUGUGAAAAUUGAAGAUGUGGCAAAGGAGGAACUCCGCAAUGUAUCUGCUUUGAUGGGACUAGCCAUCCAAAGGAAAGAUAUACUUGAAAAGCAACUUAGAAACUCUGAUACUUUGAAAGACACCCAGGGGAAAAAGCUACAGAAACUUCUCAGUUCAAUAAAAUCAGAUCGCAGAGCUAUGCAAAGCGAACUUGACAAGUACUUUAAUAAACUAGAAAGGGAUGCUAAAGAGGUGCACAAUACCACUGUCAAACAGACCGAAUCUCAAAUAAGUGAUAUAGAGCUACAGAAGGGUGUCAUUGAGAGUACAUUACUUCACCUGAACUCUCUGCAAAAACAUGGACAUCCUGUGGAAAUAGUUAACUCAAGUGCUGAUAUCAAACAAACACUACAACAUUGGAGUUCAAUGGCUUCAUGUGUGGACAUUGAACCUUAUGACAAAUCUCUUGACAUUGGUACAUACAUACCUGGCCACUUGGAUGUAUCUAAACUAGGACAAGUUCUCACAUCUACUGAUAAGACACAUGUUAUUGUUUCAGCGACAUCUUUACAUAGCAAGGAAAGUCCAAAACUAUGUACCCCUCACUUACACAGAACUGAACAUUUGGUAGAUAAGAAGGGUGAAUCCUGUGCCAUACAGGAUAUUUGUGUGAAUGAUAAUCAAAAUAUAUUAGUAGUAGAACUUCCUGAGGAACAGAAAAGACUUGUGACUUAUGUUAACAGUCCUAGAACAUUGAAUGAAAAGUCAACAAAGGAAAUCAACUCAAUUGGAGUGUGUACUGCCAAAGACAAUUGCUAUGCUGUAUGUGAUUAUACAAACAAAUGUGUGGCUAUUUAUAAUGAAAACUUGGUGCACCAGAGAAACAUUGGCAAAUUCCAAAGUCCACGAGGUUUAAGUAUGAACUCUACAGGUGAGCUGCUAGUCAUUGACAAAUGUGUCUACAUUAUUGACUACAAUGAUGGAUCUAUACUGGCUACAAUAGGUGCUGGUAUAUUGGAGAACCCUUGGUGUGUCACAAGUAACAGUAGAUAUUCAGUCAUUGUAUCAGAUAAAGGAGAACAUUGUGUAAAAAUGUACAAUAGGAAUGGAGAUCUUGUGAAGAGCUAUGGUACAAAGGGAAGUGCCAAUAAUCAACUAUAUGGACCAUAUGGUGUCUGCACUGACUCACUUGACAACAUCAUCAUAGCUGACAAUGGUAACAAUAGAAUUCACUUGUUGGAUCCCACUGGGAAGUUUAUCAAGUAUCUCCUGACCCCUGAGGACAAUGCAGGGCUCCCAGUUGCACUUGCCAUUGAUCACAAUGGUGACCUAUUGGUGGGCACUGAUAGUGGUGAUCUCCAUUUCACAAAAUACAUGGCUUAUCAGUAACAGCAAGGACAUAGUUCAAAUAAAUGACAAUAAAUCAGAUAAAGUAAGAUUAAAAUGUCAUGAACCAACUGCAUUUCAUUUAUAUAUUUCCUCUACAAUUGCCUUGUAAUUUGUAAUAAGCAGAGAUGUAAUGCAUUCUGGUUAUAUCUAUCAAAAGUAAUAAAUUUAUGAAUAUAAAACUGGGAAAAAAUUGUCUAUACAUACUUUUUUCUUAUUUAAGUUUCACCUGUAGAGUAUUUUAAAGAAGGUCAUAUACACACUGGGAAUUUAAAAUUAUCAUAUAUAUAUGUUGCAUUCCGAUUCUUUUUCUAUGGCCUCAUUUCAAACCUUUCAACCUAGAAAAGGUGAUAGGGACAACUUUAUUCCGAUUUACUAGAUACUGAUGAUAUCCUUAUCAAUUCCUUAGGAAAAUAGUAUACUUCCUCAAAGAAAGAUAAAAUCCAUAAUUUUAUUUUGAAACAUUCGUGUGGUUUAAUGUAGGUAUUUUGCAAUAAUAAAUAUUUAAAAAUCUCUUUUGCAUAGCCUAUA
This is a messenger RNA of Owenia fusiformis, 2747 nucleotides long. The record is from the annotation of a GenBank genome assembly. Lineage: Eukaryota; Metazoa; Annelida; Polychaeta; Sabellida; Oweniidae.